AUGUUUUUCAGGGUCAGGCAUCAGAAAAUGGUACAUGUGUACCUACUUGUACUUGUGAUACUAGGAAUUUUAGUAGUAUUGGGUGCAAUGAUUGCAUACCACGCAUUGUUACGUGAACAACAUUUUCAAAUUCAAGUAGCUGUAGCCAAGUUGGCAAGUGGCGAUAGUAAUUACCGGAAUUUUGAUUCAUCCGCCUCACAGUACCACCAAAACUCUGUCAUGAUUCUAGAAGAACAAAAGCCUCUGGUAAUCUACAAUAGGGUGCCCAAGACCGGAUCCACAAGUUUUGUCAAUGUGGCCUAUGACCUGCAUUCUUAUAAUGCAUUUCGGGUCCUUCAUGUCAAUGUUACGGGCAACUCGCAUUUGCUUUCCAUCUACGAUCAGUUCCGGUUCAUUGACAAUACUACACGUUGGAUGCGGCCCGCAUUUUAUCAUGGCCAUUUUGCAUAUAUUGAUUUUGAGAGAUAUGGGUACAAGAAGCCAUAUUAUGUUCAAUUGUUACGCAAACCUUUGGAUAGGUUGGUUUCGUAUUACUAUUUCCUACGGUACGGUGAUGAUUAUAGACCACAUCUUGUGCGCAAAAAGCAUAUGGACUCAUCGACAACAUUUGAUGAGUGUGUUGAGCGCGGUGGAUCAGAUUGUCAAGCAAAUCUUCUGUGGUUACAAAUUCCUUUCCUGUGCGGUCAAUCAGCCGACUGUUGGAUUCCAGGAAGUGAGUGGGCAUUGCGACAGGCCAAACGUAAUGUUCUUGAAAAAUACACUUUAGUGGGAGUCACCGAAAAAAUGGGAGAAUAUCUACAGAUGCUUGAACUCGUGAUUCCUGGUGGGAUGUUUCGCAAUGCUUCUGAACAUUUCAAACAUAGCUCCAAGUCACAUCUAAGAAAGACUGCUAAGAAAUAUCCUGUCUCUCGGAAGACCGUACAAAAAUUUCAUGAAUCAACAGUUUGGCAAAUGGAAAAUGAACUAUAUGCAUUUGUUGCCAGAGAGUUUGCUUUUGCAUAUGGUAAGCAGUUUCCAAACAUUUCAUCAGGAGUUUCUGGUACUAUGAAAAAACAUUUGAAAAUUAGUGCCAUACCUCCACCUAGUUUCCGAUAUGAAAAAAUAUAUCCAAAGCCAUCAAAUCAACAUAAAAAGAAAAAAAACACUGCCCGUGUGUAA
Macrosiphum euphorbiae (potato aphid) is the source of this 1158-nucleotide messenger RNA. The record is from the annotation of a GenBank genome assembly. NCBI's taxonomy places the organism in Eukaryota, Metazoa, Arthropoda, Insecta, Hemiptera, Aphididae.